AUGGGAAGGAGACAAAACAAACAGGGGGAAUCCCCCCAGCAGGAAAGGAAACUUCCUUCAGAGCUGAAUAAACCUCUCCAAGCUCCGGCCGACGUCAAUUUAUUCGAAACAAAUACGAGCUAUCGGCCCGGCCGCUACGACACGUUCGAAUUUUCAUCAAAAGUGACGUGCUUCGCCUUCUCCAAGGACGCGCCCUUGCUCGCAGUGGGGGUUGAGAUCGGAGGAGUGUACCUGUUCGACCUCACCGUGCCGGAGGCUUCAGUCGCAGCGCCGUCAGAGCUCAUCGGCGUGGUCAGAUCAAUGCAUUUUGGGCCUCAGAACGGCUUUGGAGAACAGAUCCUUUACGGCGCAUUUGAUGAUGGAUAUAUACGCCGCUGGCUCAUUCGCAACAUGACGGAGAUGAUCCAAAUUGAUUGCUUGUAUUUCGGACAGGAAGUACAAAGCCUGCUUGUCAGUAGCGGAGGACGAUCUGUCACGGCUAUCGGGAAACAAAGCCGCCUGGCUGUUUGGAGCGCUUUGUACGACAACUGUUCUUCGUACCUGACAAUUCCCUGGAUAUCAAAUGGAGAAGCCUACGUCGAUGACGGUGUCCUCCUUCCGGAUGUACUGCUCCACCCGAGGGCUCCUCCUAAUGCAGAAGUAUUUCAUGUCGCAGUGGCUUCCCCCACCGAGGGGAUUCUUAUUUUCAAUGUGAUUGUGGUCGAGCCGCAGUAUACUCACCACUUCGAUGCAUCUGUGCUUCCAGUCCGAGCCCUGCCAGGGUCUUUCAGCAAGCUAGCUGCUAUUCCCCAGCAAAUAAAUGAUCAGCAGGUUGUAGUCCUUGCUGCAACCGUCGCCGAUGCAAAGGAUCAAGUCGCGCUUGUGAAUCUACAGCCAGAUGCUGAAAAUUAUCCCGGUUGUCAAGUGUAUGCUACGCUGGUGGAAAUAAAUGUGAAGCCUGAGCACGCUAUCACCUCUAUUCACUGGGUCAAUCUUCAAGAGGAAGUGGAGUUGAGUGUCAUCGAAGGAGUUUCCAGCCGCGAACCACAGUCUACUGUCACGCCAUGCUUGUCACCAUGCGAUGAUGCCAGUCAAGAGGCCAGGUGCCGUAGAAUGGUUCUAUGCUUAGGCACAGAUAAAGGCAGCAUUCUGCUCCUCGAGUGCAUACACGUUCACGACAACACAGGGACUCAGAAGCAGAGAUUUCGCGUCCGUCUUGUGUAUGACCUCGAUGGAAACAGAGGUCCCGUAUCGCUGCAGGAAGUCCCUUCGGAGGUUGUGAUGGGCCGGUCCAUUUUUGCCAGCUGUUGCAAUGAUACUAUGUGUCAUCUAUGGGAACUGCAAGAAGUAAAGGCGCCGACAACUGUUGAUAAUGCUGCCUCUCACGCCGCCCAGAGAUGUGCAUACCUAGAAAUGCUGAGGCACCGCUGCAUGCCUGAAGACAGCGUGCCAGAUUCGGAUCUCCCAUUUGUAUAUUCAUCGGAUCAAGGCUGGCCAGUGGAGCUUCGGAACGGUGCAUCUGGCCAUGGGCAUCCUCCUCUUUCUCCUUUGCAAGGCCGAUCUACGUGUGAGGGGAAUUCCCCAUUUCUACAUAGCAGACGCGAUGGAAGGACACUGUGCAUGCCUCGCAGUUUGAAGCAAGCCGCGAGUGACCGUCAAAAACAGCAAACGGGAAAAGCUGGUGUUGACGCCGUUGUGGAAGAGGUUCUCAACCGCGUUUGCAAAGAUAUGUCGUUGUGGGAGAAGCAGAAGAGAGACAGCAGACCGAGGAGCGAGGGAAGCGUUCAGGUCACGGCCAGCAGUUCCGUUCAGCGCGAGAGGCCAUUACGGACACACAGCGAAAGGCGGGAAAAGUUCUCCGCAAACGAUCGGGCGCCAUGGAAUGACCGGUUCCACGUGACGUGA
Messenger RNA from Besnoitia besnoiti, 1884 nucleotides. RefSeq lists its product as uncharacterized. NCBI's taxonomy places the organism in Eukaryota, Apicomplexa, Conoidasida, Eucoccidiorida, Sarcocystidae. The coding region runs from base 1 to 1884 and encodes 627 amino acids. The record is from RefSeq and is a predicted model, not a curated record. Gene Ontology annotation, molecular function: protein binding. The transcript is spliced from 6 exons.